UCCAAGGACAACCAGAGAACGACCUUAUUUUACUCCCUUAUCUGCUUCUUCUGUUUCUUAUUUAUUUCAAUAUCUGCCGUCUACUAACAUUUUAACAAUCAUGGCUUGUCGAACGUACAACCCAGGUGUCCGAAUCGGCAAUUGGAAUGAAGAUUUACAGCUGGAAGAAGACCAAACGAAGGACUUCAUUGGCAGGAAAGCAAGAGGUGAACUGCACAUCCAGAGAUCACAAAACUUACGGGAUAGCAUUUUGAAUAAGAAAGAAGUCAGUAUAUCUCGUGAUGGUAAUGUCCAUUUUGGUGAUGUAGUUAUGCUGAUGAACAAGGGGGAUGAGAAAGAGCCAAGAGAUGACGCAGUCCUUAGCCUUCACAUAGAUGCCAUGGCCAUGCAUACACAGGACGAAAUGUCCAGCUCUAUUGAAGUUUCGGGGUCUUGCAACUGCUCCCCAUGUACACGAAAUAUUUUCGUUGUCACAAGCAAAGAUGGCGCUCCAACUGGUGAAUGUUUGACUUAUGGCCAGCCUUUCUAUUUGUGUGCAGUUGGUGAAAAAGGGGAACGGAUGUACCUUCACUCAGAUAAAGCUUCUUUCAACAAAGCAUCGAAGAAAGCACGUCACAAUGCUGUCACAUUUGUUAACGAGCCAUCUGCCCUGACCGAAUUUAUAGUAUUACAUUACAACCCUCAGUUUCGAUUAGAAUCAGAACACUCUCCAGUUCCGUCCAACGCUAAAAUCGUCCUAACUCAUGCAAAAACCUAUCGAAAUCUUGCUCUAGAAAAGGAUUUCAAACUGAGAACUCCAUUUGGAUGGGAGUACGAGAUCUCCUGCCACAACCACAUCAAUUUUGCAUCUAAGGCAGAGAAAGAUGUCAAUCACUUCAUGUUCAUCAUGGGAGUCGCAGGGGACACAACCUAUCCCGUCCCACCUCAACAGUAAAGGAGAUCAUGACAUUUCAAAGACAUUUGAAUGAGUUUGAUUGAAAUAUUCAUGCCUUUAUUAUACAUGAAAUCGCAAAUUGUGAUCAUCUUUUUAAAAAAAAUCACAUCUCCCAAUUUAGAAUUUUUAUUUAUUUCAUUUAUUCAUAUUUGUGUAUUCUUCUAAGUUCUCUGCCCAUAACACAUUCACUGAACACAACUAUUGAGACCUUGAUAUAGAAUGAGCCUCAUGGUCAGUUGGCUGCAAACAGGUUUUUGCAGACUAUCGGCCUAUAUCAGAUAAAAAAUUGUGUUGGUGCCUCCAACCAGCUGUUUUGUUUUAAACAAAAUAUUGGGUCAAAGUCACAAAACCGCUAACAAUUUGUAAAUAAUUCUGCAUGGUAUGACUUGUGUAAAAUCUGUUUGUGUAAAUAAACUAUGUGACUUUAAA
Molecule: messenger RNA, 1363 nt
Organism: Lineus longissimus
Lineage: Eukaryota; Metazoa; Nemertea; Pilidiophora; Heteronemertea; Lineidae
Product: cilia- and flagella-associated protein 161-like
Exons: 7
Coding region: 101-934 (277 amino acids)
Biological process (GO): cilium assembly
Cellular component (GO): motile cilium
Source: RefSeq, a predicted model, not a curated record